Molecule: messenger RNA, 1098 nt
Organism: Cladophialophora carrionii CBS 160.54
Lineage: Eukaryota; Fungi; Ascomycota; Eurotiomycetes; Chaetothyriales; Herpotrichiellaceae
Exons: 1
Coding region: 1-1098 (365 amino acids)
Source: RefSeq, a predicted model, not a curated record
AUGUCUCGCCAUCAAACCGAUUCAGCGGCGCGCCUGCCAACCACCUCGACGGGAUCAGCUUCUCCCCGCGCCACAUUACUCACAGACCUACCGCCUGAAAUCCUCCUGCGUGUCUGUGAGUAUCUUGUCCCUGAGCAGCGGGAGCCGAUGCCGCUCACGGAUGAUGAAUUACAUCGCCAUAGGGAGGAGCGUCGGGUUGCAGGAUUUGCCGGUCAGGAUACAGUCGGACCAUUCCACCUCCGUGAUUUCGGGGCGGAUGUAGCGAAGGCGGAUCGACCCAACCACCUCGCAAAUUUUGCCGCCACGUGCCAAUCGUUCCGUGAUCAAGCACGCUGGAUCACAGGGGAGCGCUCGUUUGCACUGACUAUCGGCUAUGCAGGCGUUACGUUCGAGGGCAUUCGCGACGUGAGACCGCUCCAGGGUUGUAAGAGCCGUGAGUCGUAUGCGGACUCAGAGCAUUCGGUUGCUGGCAACAUUGCCUUCAAUGUUCUCAUAAACACGCUCAGCAACAUCAAGAAGCUGGAACUUCAUAUCACGAUCAAAAUGAUUCGCCUUGGGUUGGGAAGGACAGAACUUUUCGUCAAGCAGCUGGCUGGCCAACUGUCGGCUUUGAGGGAUCGAGGCUCGCGGCUUUCUCAUGUGGAUCUCAAGGUUGUCGUCGGAUUUACGCGGGACCAGGAGCCCAGGAGAGAAAACAGGGAGAUCCGCCUUGUGAACGCCGUCGUGGAGCUCAAGAGGUUCAUGAAGGAACAGGGAAACGAAGCCUUUGCCGAAGUCGCCGCUCGGACGGUGCCAGAAGUUUUGCAUCCUUUGGCACUAUCCUUGCGAGGCCAUCCGGCCGUCGAUAUCCAACCACAGGGUCACGAUCAGGCUCCAGAAUCAGAGUCCAGAGAGCACCAGGCUGCAGCAGGGCUUAAGGUCACUGUGAAAUGGGGCGAUCCUAUGAUCCAUUGGGGUUGGCAGUUCGAUCCGACCAAUCUCGGGCCCACUCAGGUCUUCAGAUCCUCGGACCCAAUUCGAUGGGGGAGUUUCCAGCUACUCUGCGAAGAAGUGCAAGAGCGGUUUUAUCGCACUGCUGGAAUGCCGCCGCCUGCGUAA